Girardinichthys multiradiatus is the source of this 3990-nucleotide messenger RNA. Its product is annotated as toll-like receptor 13. Bases 163 to 2994 code for a protein of 943 amino acids. Gene Ontology annotation, biological process: toll-like receptor signaling pathway; inflammatory response; immune response. The transcript is spliced from 4 exons. Gene Ontology annotation, cellular component: membrane. NCBI's taxonomy places the organism in Eukaryota, Metazoa, Chordata, Actinopteri, Cyprinodontiformes, Goodeidae. The record is from RefSeq and is a predicted model, not a curated record. Gene Ontology annotation, molecular function: protein binding; transmembrane signaling receptor activity.
AAGCGAGACAUCUCAUGUAUGAUGUAAGAAUGAAAGCACAUCGCAACUCUCUUCUCAAGAAAAACAUCUGCUAGUGCCUCAAGUCAGAACGGUGCAACACAGAUAUCAAGUGUAAUCAUCCUUGAAUGACAUUGUCAACCACCUCAAACUAACUGAGCCAGCAUGGCCACUACAGGAGAUUUGUCUUCACGCUUCCUUCUGCGGCUUCUUCUUCUUAUUGUUUAUAUUAAUCCUUCACUGCCUUAUGUACUAAAAAACUGCACCAUACUUUCUCAGGAGAAUCCCUCAGCUGAUAUUUCUUUGGACUGUGCAAACAGGAAGAUUGAGACAGUCCCCAAAGACAUCCCUAAAGAUGUUGUUUCAUUGAGCCUGAACAACAACUGGAUGCAGAAAAUUAGAAAAGAAGAUUUCCAUGGAAUGCCAAAGUUAAGAGUUCUGGAUGUAACAUCAAAUCAAAUUGCUUGUGUGGAUCAAGGCUCAUUUAUCAAUUUGAUUUCUCUAAAAACUCUCUGCAUGGGAAAUAACAAACUCAGUGAUCUGAAAAGCAACAUAUUUCAGGGUCUGUCCAACCUUACUGUGCUUUUUCUCAACAACAAUGGUAUUCAGGUUAUUCAUAAAAGAGCUUUCCAGUUCCUUAUUAGCCUACAGACUCUAGAUUUAGGAAACAAUAGGCUUCAAAAAAUCAGUGACAUUGAGCCCAUCUUACACUUACCACAAAUCCAGAGACUUGGACUUAAAUGCAGUGGGUUUUCUUCCUUUGAUACCACAGACCUGUUGCUGAGUCCAUCCUCAAACCUCAAAGAGUUGGAUAUUUCUGGUGAUUCCCUGAAAAUGUUUAGCAUCGCUACACACAUCUUUCCUUACCUCCAUAGAGUCGAGUUCUCCAUGUGUUUAUAUUAUAUAGAUCUGCAAUGGGACAUCCCUGACCAAGGGUUACUGAGGAACAUAUCACAUUUAUAUCUUGAGAGGCCUAUUCUUUCUUUUGAAGGGAUCAUAAAAGUCCUGGAGAGUCUUGACUCUCUAAGGCAUCUGAGACUAAAUGCCCUGAAGAUGCGGGUUUAUGAAGGACUGUUAUCUACAGUCUGCAAAAUACCAACACUGAGGAAACUGGAUUUGUUUAACAGCCACAUUAACAAUUUGCCUGUUAAACUUGCCCUUUGCUCUCAGCUCACAGAGCUUGACAUGAGAAAAAGUGAUAUACCUGAACUGCCACAAGGGUCAUUACGAUCGAUGAAGCAGCUCCGAUCCUUAAACUUGUUUGAUAAUCAGCUCAUCAAAGUUCCAUAUGAUAUAAGAGGUCUCAACUCCCUUGAGAUCUUGAAUCUGAAUGACAAUUAUAUACCAGAGUUGACCUGCGAGGACUUUAUGAACACAACACGCCUAACAGAGCUUUACCUGAAGAGAAAUCGCAUUAGCCAAGUGGAUGGAUGUGUAUUUGAAAACAUUGAAAAUCUAAGGAUUUUAGAUUUGAGUUUUAAUAACCUGGUGACAUUUGAAAACAACCUUGUUCUUCCAAAGCUUGAAGUCUUGAAUAUAAAUCACAAUGAAAUUGCAUUCCUAAAGAUGCUUGAUUUUUUUAAUUUCCAGUCCCUUAAACAGUUGGAUGUAGGAACAGGUUUUUGGGACAUGGUCACACAUGAAACAUUUCAUAAAGUAAAUAACCUGGAAAAUAUUAUUGUACCUCAUGAAACAAUUUGGGAAUUAAAGCACUUGGAAAAACUAACAAUAGAAUUUAAUCCACAAAAACAUUUCAAUAGUCUCCAGGCAAACUAUACUAGAGAUAUAAUUUAUUUAAAAUCUAUGAAAAAACUUACAAUGAAUUGCAACUUUUAUUGCUUUGAAUUUGAACUAGCAGAAGUACUCUGGCCUAUGAGAUAUUUGGAGAAUUUUACAGCUGUCAAUGUCUUUCGAAAAGCUCCAACUGUAGACAUGUUUCAGUUCAAUCCUCAUCUAAAGAGUCUGACAAUCACAGAAACUGACCUAUCAGACUUGGAUCCAAAAGUCUUUCUACCAAUACCAAACCUGCAGAGUCUUGAACUUUCUGAUUCCAACAUCAGCUCUUUGGAUUUCCUGGUGCAGGCCAAUCUUUCAGCACUUACAUAUUUGAAACUGACUGACAAUGAGGUUUUGAUGAUUAAUGAGACAAUUUUCAAGUCACUCCCCUCUCUAACAUACUUGGACUUGGACAAAAAUCCGUUUACCUGUGACUGCUCAAACGCAGCCUUCAUCCAAUGGGUAAAAAACAACAAACAAACACAGGUGGUAAAUGCUCAUCGAUAUCAAUGUUCCUCUCCUGUGGACAAACAAGGAAGUUUGUUAUUAGACUUUGACAUCGACUUAUGUCGGGAUGACGGCAGCUUUCUCUGCUUCAUUUCCAGCACUUGUCUGGUUGUUCUGACUCUCCUUACCUCCUUCGUCCAUAACUUUCUGAGGUGGCACCUCUCCUACACAUUCCAUCUCUUUCUGGCCUUUCUCUAUGACAGCAGGAAGAGGAAAAAAGGGGUCCCCCAUCAAUUUGACGCCUUUGUGUCCUACAAUUUCCACGAUGAGGACUGGGUUUAUAGAGAGAUGCUGCCAGUGUUGGAAGGAGAGCAGGGCUGGAGACUCUGUCUGCACCAUAGAGACUUCCAACCAGGUAAACCCAUCAUAGAGAACAUCACCGAUGCCAUCUAUGGGAGCAGGAAGACCAUCUGUGUGAUCAGCCGCAGCUACCUGCAGAGUGAAUGGUGCUCCAGAGAGAUCCAGAUGGCCAGCUUUCGUCUGUUCGACGAGCAGAAGGAUGUGCUGAUCCUGCUGUUUUUGGAGGAGAUCCCUUCUCGUCAUCUGUCUCCUUAUUACCACAUGAGGAAGCUGGUGAAGAAACGCACCUACCUGAGCUGGCCUCAGGCUGUACAACACCCAGACGUCUUCUGGCAGAACGUCCAGAGAGCUCUGAAGACAGGGGAUGCUCUCACUGAGAACACAGACCUGCCUGCUGGAGCAGCAGGAUGCUGAGAAAAGUAUUAAAGAUUCCUUUAAAAAAACUGCAUAAACUACACAAAUAGAUGUAAGGGAUUGUGCUUAUUGUUUUAUAUGAUGCAGAACCUUUUAGCACCUAAAUACAGUCUGCUGAACAUCAUCCUAUGCAGUUCAGUUCAAGUUAACUUAAUUUGAAUGUGGCAACAGAGGAACCGAUAGAAACCUCCAGCAGAAACAUGCAGACUAAAGAGGUUGUAGUGUUGGGUCCUGUGUCUUGUUUAGUCUCUGAUGAAGAGAGAGAAAAUGUAUUUCCUGAUUAGCUGAUUUUCAUUAGACAAGAAAAAACUAACAUCAGUUAAUCUGUCAUGUCCACGUUAUGGAGGCAAUAGUUUUCCACACCACCUCUGUUUUAAUUUCAAAUAUUUAGCUAAAUAAAUUUACAACAGUAUGUUUUUUGGUUUUAUAUUCUUCUUUUUUUUUUAGAGAUGUGACUCUAAAAAACUCUAAGUGAGUCUGAUCUCGUUCAAUAGUUUGAUGUAGAAAGUAGUUGUAUCCUUAAGUUUAACAGGUAACAAGUGCACAUAAGAACUGAUUGAUUUAUCAAGUAUACAUUUGAACUAUUUUGGCUUUUUGGCAAAGAAUGCAGCUGCAAGUUUGAUCAUCAAAGUUUUCUAGCUUAAGCCAAUGUUACAAAGAAGAAGUUUCAACCUCAGGCUCUUUAUACAUUACAUUUCUGGAUAACUGAAAGACAAAACUGCAGAUUGCAAGUCUCAAAGGGUUUAAAAAAUAUGUCCACCUGUGCAGUGAUGCAUGUGUUUGCAUUAAUGGGUGGAAAUAUGUUAUUGUCACAUUUUUUGUUAACAUUGUUUUACGGUCAUGUUAUGCUUUACUUGCUAUUUUGCAUCUACCAUUGUUUGCUGCACUGCUAUUUUUAUUGUAGCUUCCAUCACUGUGAUAUGGUUUAUCAACUUUUAUGAACUAGUUGUACUAAUGAUGAUGAAUUGCAACCUCACAUAAAGUUGGUCACCAGAA